AAAAAAAAAAAUCAAUUUACUAUCAGUAUCAUGAAGCUGCGCAGGCAAGUGAGACGAUGGAAACGUGGUGGUCAUCAUCGUCAGUCCAAUAAGACUUGAAAUACAAUUUUAAAAAUUGAUGCAAAAAAACAAAAUAAAUAAAUAAAAUAAAAGGAAAAAAUUAAAGAAAAAAAUACACAAUGAACGAAAGUGAGAUAUUUUUACUCGGUUGGGAUGAGUCAUCCAUACUGGCUCGUGAUUUAAAUCGUACAUUUUAUAAUUCAACAUAUAAUAAAAAUGUAACAAUUGAUGAUCUUUGGGAUUUAGCAAGUGAUCGUGUUGGAUUGGCAAUAAUAUUAAUACUAUGUUCAGUUGCAACAGUAUUUGGAAAUUCAUUAGUUAUACUUGCUGUAUUUCGUGAACGUUAUCUUCAUACAGCAACAAAUUAUUUUGUAACAUCAUUAGCAUUUGCCGAUUGCCUUGUUGGUCUUGUUGUAAUGCCAUUCAGUGCCAUAUAUGAAGUACUUGAAAAUCGUUGGUUAUUUAGUACUGAUUGGUGUGAUAUAUGGCGUUCAUUAGAUGUAUUAUUUUCAACAGCAUCAAUAUUAAAUUUAUGUGUUAUUAGUUUAGAUAGAUAUUGGGCAAUAACUGAUCCAUUUACUUAUCCAACACGUAUGAGUAGAAAACGUGCUGCAUUACUUAUUGCAAUUGUAUGGAUAUGUUCAAGUGCAAUAUCAUUUCCAGCAAUAGCAUGGUGGCGUGCUGUUAGAACAGAAGCUGUACCAAAAGAUAAAUGUCCAUUUACAGAACAUCUUGGUUAUCUUAUAUUUUCAUCAACAAUUAGUUUUUAUUUACCAUUAUUUGUUAUGGUUUUUACAUAUUAUAGAAUAUAUAGAGCAGCUGUUAUACAAACAAGAAGUUUAAAACUUGGUACAAAACAAGUUAUGAUGGCAUCUGGUGAAUUGGAAUUAACACUUAGAAUACAUAGAGGUGGUGCAACACAUACUGAUCCAAGAAAUUUAUUUAGAACAGCAUCAAGUACACCAGAAGAUUUACAAGAAUUAGAUGAAUCAAUAACAUUACAUAAUAAUAAUAAUAAUAAUAAUGGAUUAACACGUAUACCAUCAAAUAGAAUUAAUCAUAAACAUCAUCUUGGUAAAAAUUUUUCAUUAUCAAGAAAAUUAGCUAAAUUUGCUAAAGAAAAAAAAGCAGCUAAAACACUUGGUAUUGUUAUGGGUGUAUUUAUAAUAUGUUGGUUACCAUUUUUUGUUGUUAAUUUAUGGUCUGGUUUCUGCUCAAAAUGUAUAUGGCAAGAAGAAAUUGUUUCGGCUGCUGUUACGUGGCUUGGAUGGAUAAACAGUGGUAUGAAUCCAGUCAUUUAUGCAUGUUGGAGUCGAGACUUUAGAAGAGCAUUUGUGAGAAUUUUAUGCGUAUGCUGUCCAAGAAGAAUGAGAAGAAAAUAUAAGCCUGCAUUUAGAUGCAAGCCUAGUCAGACAAAUAAAAUAAGACGCAAGCAGUCAAAAAAGUAUUUGUACGUGAGUGGAAUGGGAACAGGAGGACAAACCAGUAGUGUCAGUUAUAGCAGUGUAAGCCAAAGUAGCGAGGGUGGUUUAUAUAAUAGUAGCAGUAUAACGACAAGUACACCAACUGGUGGUGGUACUGGUAUGUGACGUCAAACAGGGCCCAAAACAGGGCCAAGAAGAGAACGUGCAAUACGUUUUCGUGAUUCGUGAUUAGAGGAUAAGGUAGCUAGUAAUAUAGCUACCGAAUGUUCAAGUGAAUUAAUUGAAGUACUUGAUGAUAUAUCACUUGAUCCAAAUCUCAUUGUGCCAGAUGAUGAUGAACUGGCUGCACAAUUUGAAAAAUGGAAACGUCGAAUUGACAUAACAAUUCCUGAAGAAGAAGAGGAAGAAGAAGAAGAAGAAGAAAUUGAAGAUGACGAUGAC
Aphidius gifuensis is the source of this 1925-nucleotide messenger RNA. It is a transcript of the gene Dop1R2, whose product is annotated as dopamine receptor 2. Gene Ontology annotation, biological process: adenylate cyclase-activating adrenergic receptor signaling pathway. Gene Ontology annotation, molecular function: G protein-coupled receptor activity. Lineage: Eukaryota; Metazoa; Arthropoda; Insecta; Hymenoptera; Braconidae. The record is from RefSeq and is a predicted model, not a curated record. The transcript has 4 exons. Gene Ontology annotation, cellular component: membrane. Bases 180 to 1649 code for a protein of 489 amino acids.